Messenger RNA from Nymphaea colorata (pocket water lily), 1770 nucleotides. Its product is annotated as aspartyl protease family protein 2-like. Gene Ontology annotation, biological process: proteolysis. Gene Ontology annotation, molecular function: aspartic-type endopeptidase activity. The record is from RefSeq and is a predicted model, not a curated record. The coding region runs from base 64 to 1566 and encodes 500 amino acids. NCBI's taxonomy places the organism in Eukaryota, Viridiplantae, Streptophyta, Magnoliopsida, Nymphaeales, Nymphaeaceae. The transcript has a single exon.
UCGUUAGGUAUAUAUGUCUUUAAAUCCCUCACCUUCUUCCCUUGCUCUCCUGUCUCUCUCGCCAUGGGGAGAGCAUCGUUCUUCGUUCUCUUCCCCUUCUUCCUCCUCCUUUCAUCUGCUUAUGCAGAUCUCGUUUCUCACCAGACACUGGUAGUCCGACCACUCUCGAGCCCUCCCAUUCUCGAUUCUUCCAUCCCCUGGAGCGACACUCUGUUUGAGGCCGAAUCGUUUUCGGACCUUGGCUCGCUCUCCGCGUCCGCUUCCCUCUUCCUCCGGCUCGAGCACCGGGACUCCCUCGCCUACAACUCAACGCCGGCCGAGCUAUUCUCGCUUCGCCUUAACCGCGACGCCGCCCGUGUCGACUUCAUCGCCUCGCAUGUCGCCCACCGGAGGCACCGUUCUGGGCGGAGGACGAGGCGGCCGGAGGGCAGCUCCGGCGCGGUUAUGUCGAGACCGGGGGGUUUCUCUUCCCCCCUCGUCUCCGGGCUCUCGCAGGGGAGCGGUGAAUACUUCACGCGCGUAGGAGUAGGCACCCCUGCACGUCCGAUGUCCAUGGUGGUAGACACCGGCAGCGACAUUGUGUGGAUCCAGUGUUCCCCUUGCCGCCGCUGCUACUCGCAGGCCGACCCUAUAUUCGACCCGAGGACGUCGUCGUCCUUCGCCGGACUACCGUGUUCAUCGCCCAUCUGCCGGCAGCUCGACAUCUCCGGCUGCAACAGUCGCCAGACCUGCCUCUACCAGGUCUCUUACGGUGACGGAUCCUUCACCGUCGGCGACUUCUCGACAGAGACGCUCGCCUUCCGCAGCGCAACCAUCGGCCGGGUGGCGCUCGGCUGCGGCCACGACAACGAAGGCCUCUUCGCCGGCGCGGCGGGUCUGCUCGGUCUCGGCCGAGGCGACCUUUCGUUCCCCUCGCAGGCCGGCCGGAUCUUCGGCCAGCGCUUCUCCUACUGCCUCGCCGACCGCCAGGCCGGCAGCACCCAGGGCUCGUCUCUGGUAUUCGGGGACGCCGCGUUGCCUCCGACCGGCACCGGAGCGGCCGGCGGGACCGUCAUCUACACGCCCAUGGUGACGAACCCCAGGCUAGGGACGUUCUACUACGUGGAGCUCGCGGGGAUCAGCGUGGGCGGCACUCCGAUCCCCGUGCCGACGUCAGAGUUCCAGAUCUCCAGUGAUGGAAGCGGGGGGGUGAUCGUGGACUCCGGGACGUCCGUCACCCGUCUGGUGCAGCCUGCUUACGAGGCGAUGCGGGACGCGUUCCGGUCCGGCACGACGCACCUCCGGCGUACCACCGGCGGAUUCUCGCUCUUCGACACGUGUUACGACCUGAGCGGGCAGACCGUGGUGAAGGUGCCGACCGUGGUGUUCCACUUCAGCAGGGGAGCCGACCUCUCCCUACCGGCGACCAACUACCUCAUACCCGUCAACUCCAACGGUCUCUUCUGCUUCGCCUUCGCGGGAACCACCGGCGGCCUCUCCAUUAUCGGCAACAUCCAGCAGCAGGGCAUCCGGGUCGUCCUGGACUCUGCCGGGUCCCGGGUCGGGUUCAUCCCCCACGCGUGUUGAUACUCCCGGGUCGGGUUUGAAAAGUUAAAUGGACCCGCUUGGUCGGGUUCAUGUGACUUUGUCUGCAAAGUCACAUGAAUAACCUUUGUUUGGUAGUGUAGGAGGAAAAUGCGUGUAACUUGUAGUGGUGAAAAAGUUGGACAUGUAGAGUUGGAUAUUAUUACAAUCAGAGGAAAAGAAUGAUGAAUUGUUUUUCUACUGUCA